AUGUUAUUGCUACUACUGUUCGUUGCGCUCAACUCGGCAGAAAAAAAUAACGUUAAUGAAACAGUAACUUGCGACGGCGUCGUUUUCCAUCAAGUGUAUUAUGAUCGACAGAUUCUCAUAAAAAACUUGGGACGACCCUACAAUUUAGUUAUGCAUAAAUAUUCGAGGACGCUUUUCUUUAGUCAGACGGUGCAAAAUAAAAGAGGAGUUGACUUCGAAAUUAAAGCGUGUGAUCUCAGCAUAAUAAAAGAUGACAAAAUUCCAGAAUGUUCUAUGAUUAAAGGGGUUCCAGGAGGCUAUGCUAUUGCGUAUGACGCUGGCAAUGACGAUUUAUAUUUUGGGGGGCAUGAUGGCAUAUACAAAUACGAUUUCCCAACUAAAACAGCAAAGUUCUUCUCAGAGAAAGGUAAAUCCAUUUGGGGACUGUUUAUACGAAGAAACUUCUACUUUAUAGAGUACCCAUCACAAAAACUAUAUGUCUACUAUAAUGAUCGUUUUGUUGAGGUAGCAGAAGCUGUAAAUAUUGAAGUAGAUAUUUUCUUUAAAUCAAAAAUGGGUGAAGUUUAUUUUGCAAAUAAAACUGCAUUGUAUAAAGUUGAAAAACUAACUAAGCAUCCAAUAGUUCUGAGUGAUAAUAUUAUCGUCAGGCAGAUAGCAGAUGAUACGUUCGGAGAUGUAUAUAUUUGUGCUGCAGAUGGAGUAUAUCUCGAAGAUAAACCUUAUCAUAUAGUAAAGAAAGUAGCUGAUAUUGAAAGAGCAUUUGGUUUAACUUUUGAUGAAAGAGAUAAUAUAAUUUAUUCAGACGAAGAAACAAUAUAUAGAUUACUUCCCAGCAAUAAAAGUAAAACUUGUUGGUAUGAUUAUACUGUUGGCGGUGAAGAUGACAGACUAAAAGAUUAUGUAAUCAGUUAG
Pieris rapae (cabbage white) is the source of this 912-nucleotide messenger RNA. Its product is annotated as ommochrome-binding protein-like. The transcript has a single exon. Bases 1 to 912 code for a protein of 303 amino acids. Gene Ontology annotation, molecular function: protein binding. Lineage: Eukaryota; Metazoa; Arthropoda; Insecta; Lepidoptera; Pieridae. The record is from RefSeq and is a predicted model, not a curated record.